Molecule: messenger RNA, 1796 nt
Organism: Archocentrus centrarchus (flier cichlid)
Lineage: Eukaryota; Metazoa; Chordata; Actinopteri; Cichliformes; Cichlidae
Gene: ribc1
Product: RIB43A domain with coiled-coils 1
Exons: 8
Coding region: 73-1332 (419 amino acids)
Source: RefSeq, a predicted model, not a curated record
AAAUAAAAAUUGAUUAAGGGGAUAUUCCUGUCACAUUUGUCAUGUAUUUCCAACUUAGUGAUAUGUGUACAUAUGUUACCAUGGUUACCAAGGGCCUCCAAACACAACUGGAGUAGAGAAGCGUUUUCACCGAUAUUGACCGAAAGAAAGUGGACCGAUCUCUUACGUCAGAGGAUCUCACUAGAAACUGCGAAAAUGUACAAAGUGGAUUUGCCUGUAGAUCAGUCCAAGGAAAAAGCUGUGGAGAGGCGGAGGGUUGCAGAAACAGCACGGAAGGCCCGCAUUUUCAACACCCGGCUUCGUGUUAUGGGCCUUGACCUAGAUGCACUAAACCAACAAGUCCAAGAGAAGAAGCAUCAGCAACACAUGGAGAAACAAAGGAGCAAAGCUCUGGAUAAAUUGAGAAUAUAUCAAGAUGAAGCACUGAUGCAGCAGGACAAUGAUAAAAUGGAGAAGCAAAGAGCUGUGAAUAUUGGCCUCACCCACUAUUGGGCUAAUCAUCAGCGGGUAGAGGACUCUCAUGAUGCCGAUCUCAAAUGUGGCCUGAAGGGGGCAUUCAAGAUCGCCAUUCCAGAGAGUGAGCUGGGGCCUGCCAGCAUGCAAAUCUUUAAGGGAGAGGGUGUCGGAGAGGAGCAGAUGAGGAAAGAACAAAUAAAAAAGACCGAACGAGAUCUGCGAUCACAGAUGGAUGAGAAUAAAAAAAGACACAUGCGAAAUGAGCACAGAGAGAUGCUUGCGAGCAAAGAGCUGGUGCAAAAAGACCUAAGAGGGCUUCAGCAAGCUGCACUCGAGGAGCAGUGUAAGAGAGCUACCCGCAUCGCGCAUGACAACUACAAUAAGGCUCUGGCUAGAGAGCAAGCAGAGAAACUGAACGAGCAGCACAAGAAAGAAGAACAGGAGGAUCUUGCAGAGAUGUGGCAUACAAUGACGUCUGAUAUGAUGACAGAGUGUGCAGAGGCAGCAGAGAGACAGGUGGGAGGAGGGAGGCCACCACAGGUUAUACCAGACAGGUGGAAGGGGAUGAGCCCUGAGCAGCUGAACAUCAUCCAGCAGGAGAGAGAACAACAACGUCUUGAGAGAGAGAAACAAAAAGAUGCUGAAAAGAUUCAGGAUGCAGCUUGGGACCUCAAGCUGCUGAAACUGACCAGAGAAGCCGAGAAGGAGGACAGGAGAGCAGCAGAGCUGAGGAGAGAGCAGAGAAUUCAGAUGGACCACUACAACAUGCAGCUGGCUCGAGAACAGCUGGCACAGCAGGAGUACCUGAAUAAGACACUGUACACCAACAAACCCACCAAGGACUUCUUUUAUCAAUUCAACACCAGCUCUCGCUGACUGCUAGGCACCUAACAUUAGUUUGUCCUCUUGUGGCAUUGGGCUAAAUAAUAUUCAUUAAUCAAUGAAUCAGUGUGAAUCGGAUCAGUGGUAAUCAUUGCUUAAGUGACAAUUAUUUCCUAUUACUAACAAAGAAACGUGACCCUCUUCUGGUAAAGAUUGUUCCACAUACUUUAUUUUUCAGUCAUAUAUCCAGUUACAGUGGUAGCUUCAUAAUGCAGUUACAAUAUUGGCCCCAUAAGUGGUACAAGAACCCCAACUCCAGUCAUCCACCCAUGACACAUGUAGGCAUCAUCAUAUUGUGCUAAUACUACACCCCACACUCUGCAAAGAGGCACAUCUCUCCCCAGCAGCGGCGCACACUCCCUACCUUUCCUUGCCUCCCCUGUUUUCUCUUGCUCCCACUUAAAAUAUCUGUUUUUAAGUCCUAGAGAAGCUUCUCUACACAAACCAAUUCAUUUUCA